Messenger RNA from Ostreococcus tauri, 1614 nucleotides. RefSeq names its product Aspartyl/Glutamyl-tRNA(Gln) amidotransferase,subunit B/E, catalytic. The coding region runs from base 1 to 1614 and encodes 537 amino acids. Gene Ontology annotation, biological process: glutaminyl-tRNAGln biosynthesis via transamidation; mitochondrial translation. NCBI's taxonomy places the organism in Eukaryota, Viridiplantae, Chlorophyta, Mamiellophyceae, Mamiellales, Bathycoccaceae. The record is from RefSeq and is a predicted model, not a curated record. Gene Ontology annotation, molecular function: glutaminyl-tRNA synthase (glutamine-hydrolyzing) activity. The transcript has a single exon.
AUGUCCCUCGCGUCCGUCGCCGCCCGUCGAGCGUCGUCGCUUCGCGCCUCGACGCUCGUUCGGACGACGUUCAAUCGCGCCAUCGCGUCCGCGUCCGCCGGAGACGCUUUGGAGACGGUUGUCGGCGUUGAAAUCCACGUUCGAUUGCAAACUCGAAGCAAACUCUUCAGCGGCUCCGCGAGCGCGUACGGCGGCGAGCCGAACUCACGCGUCGCCCCGUUCGACGCGUCGCUACCCGGAACGUUACCAGUGUUGAAUGCGGGCGCGGUGGCGCUCGCGGUGAAGCUUGGAAUCGCGCUCGAGGGUGAGGUGCAGCUGCGGUCGGCGUUCGACCGGAAGCACUACUGGUACGCGGACCUUCCGCACGGGUAUCAGAUCACGCAGAAGCGAUCGCCGAUCGUUUUGGGCGGUGUGGUACGGUGCCAGGGAAAUUUGAGUGGGGAUGAUGCGGGCGAUGAGAGGUCGACCGAUGGAGCGCUGAAGGUUGGGAUCGAGCGCGUUCAGUUGGAGAUGGAUACGGGAAAGAGCUCGGUUGCGGAGGACGGACGUGGCACGCUUGUCGAUCUGAAUCGCGCAGGACAGGCGCUUGUAGAGAUUGUGAGUGAGCCCGACAUGCGGAGUGGUGAGGAGGCGGUGGCGUGCGUGGAGGCGUUACAGCGCAUGCUGAGGUAUCUGCACGUGAGCGACGCAAACAUGGAAGAGGGGUCGCUUCGAUGCGACGUGAACGUGAGCGUGCGCACGAGCGAGGAGCGAGCGAGGGGGGUUUUCGGAGAGAGAGUAGAGAUUAAAAACCUUAACAGCCUCCGUAGCAUCGCUCGGGCGGUGAAAUACGAAGCACAGCGACACGCAAAGGUCUUGGCGGGAGGAGGUAAAAUUGAGCGCGAGACGCGCUCAUUCGAUGUCAACACCGGGAAAACCGUAGUUUUGAGGACAAAAGAGAAUCUUCUGGAUUAUAAGUUCACCCCAGAGCCAGAUUUACCGUCGUUAGUGCUUACGUCGGCAGAUGUGGAGGCGAUAGCCGGUCGGAUGCCAGAACUUCCAAAUGCCGCGUACGAGCGGUUGGUCAGCGGUGGUGCCUCUCCUUCGGCGUCGAACACCAUCGUCGCCUUCCCGUCGACGCUCAAGUACUUUGACGUCGCGAUGGAAAAUUGUGGGGCGGCGAAAUCGGCCGACGUCGCGAAUUUUAUUGCGAAUGAAAUCAUCGGCGCGGCGCGUAAAGAUGCGGGCGCCACGCACAAGGAGCCACUUUCGACUCUACCGCGCGCUGCGUCGGCACGUCGCGUGGGUGAACUUCUAGGUAAAGUAGCGGAUGGCACGUUGAGCGGACGCAUGGCGAAGCAGGUCCUAGAGGCGCUGAUGAAUAGUGAUGAGCGCGCGCUCGGUGACAUCGUAGACGACAUAUGCGGCGGCGGUCAAAUCUCCAGCGACGAUCAUCUUCGUGAUAUCUGUCAUUCAGUCGUACGCGAUAAACCCGAAGAGGUGAGAUUGCUCCAAGGCGGUAAGUCUAAGCUCAUGGGCGCCCUCGUGGGUGAGGUGAUGAAGCGCACAAGCGGUCGAGCCAAUCCCAAAGACGUGAGUAAGUUGCUCGCCGACAUCGUCGCCGGUGAGCCGUAG